AUGAACAUCGGAGAGAAAUACUCAUUCUUUUAUUCAACCCCGCCUCUAUCUGGUGUACGUGUCACACAGGAGGAAGAUGUAGAGUAUCGCACGCGCAACGUGGCCAAGGUGCUGUACAUCCACAUGCUAGGCUAUCCCACGCACUUUGCACAGCUGGAGUGUCUGAAGUUGGUUGCUUCUCCGAAGUUCGGAGACAAGCGAAUGGGCUAUUUGGGGGCACAGAUGUUGUUGGAUGAGAAAUCCGAUGUGCACCUGCUACUUACAAACUCCCUUAAAACGGACAUGAACUCGUCCAACCAGUUCGUGGUAUCUCUGGCACUGUGCACACUCGCCAACAUCUGUUCCACGGAUAUGGCCCGAGACUUGUCCCCCGAAGUGGAGAAGCUGCUCAAAAGCUCAAACGCAACCAUUCGCAAAAAGGCCGCACUGUGUGCGUGCCGCAUAGUGCGAAAGGUUCCCGAUUUGAUGGAGAACUAUGUGCCCCUAGUGCGACAGCUGCUUAACGAGCGCAACCAUGGAGUGUUGCUGACUGGUGUCACGCUCGUGUUUGACAUGUGUCAUAUCGAGGCGGAAACGCUCGACUUCUUCAAACGCAUGGUACCCAAUCUCGUGCGUAUGCUGAAGACCCUCGUCAUGUCUGGACACACACCCGACCACGAUGUCAGUGGUAUCACGGAUCCCUUCCUCCAGGUGAAGAUCCUGCAACUGCUGGCCGUACUGGGUAAGAACGACGCCGAAACAUCGGACCAAAUGAACGACAUCCUCGCACAGGUGGCGACCAACACAGAGUCCGCUAAGAAUGUGGGCAACGCCAUCUUGUACGAGUGUGCACGGACCAUCAUGAGCAUCAGGGCCGAGAGUGGUCUGCGUGUAUUGAGUAUUAAUAUCCUGGGUCGGUUCUUGCUGAACACGGAUAAGAAUAUCCGCUACGUGGCGCUCAAUACGUUGCUGAAGUGUGUGACAGGGGAAAUGCAGGCUGUUCAGCGUCACAGAAGCACAAUUGUCGACUGUCUCAAAGAUCCCGAUGUCUCUAUCCGACGAAGGGCGCUAGAGCUCAUCUUCGCACUCAUGAACAAGGGCAACGUAAGGGCCCUAAUGCGCGAGAUCCUGGCCUUCCUGGACGUGGCAGAUACAGAGUUCAAGGGAUAUAUGUGCUCGUCCAUCGCCACCUCUGCCGCACGUUUCGCACCGAACAAGAGAUGGCACAUGGACACUCUUCUGAAGAUGCUGACGUCUGCUGGCAACUACGUGACGGAGGAGCUGGUCACUACGGUUGUGCACAUGAUCACCAAUACAGAGGACCUACACGCAUACAUGACACAGCGGCUGUACCUGGCGCUGCAAGACGACAUCUCGCAGCAGCCUACGGUGCAGAUUGCUGCGUGGUGCAUUGGGGAAUAUGGCGAUGAUCUGGUGGCUGGAGGCUUGAACGACGACGGCGAGGAUCCAAUUGAUGCCACAGAAGAAGUGAGUCCAGAGUGA
Sphaeroforma arctica JP610 is the source of this 1482-nucleotide messenger RNA. RefSeq lists its product as hypothetical. The record is from RefSeq and is a predicted model, not a curated record. Gene Ontology annotation, molecular function: clathrin-cargo adaptor activity. Gene Ontology annotation, biological process: Golgi to vacuole transport; receptor-mediated endocytosis; intracellular protein transport. NCBI's taxonomy places the organism in Eukaryota, Ichthyosporea, Ichthyophonida. The transcript is spliced from 7 exons. Gene Ontology annotation, cellular component: AP-1 adaptor complex; membrane coat. Bases 1 to 1482 code for a protein of 493 amino acids.